Pistacia vera is the source of this 493-nucleotide messenger RNA. RefSeq lists its product as uncharacterized. The transcript has 3 exons. The coding region runs from base 112 to 396 and encodes 94 amino acids. NCBI's taxonomy places the organism in Eukaryota, Viridiplantae, Streptophyta, Magnoliopsida, Sapindales, Anacardiaceae. The record is from RefSeq and is a predicted model, not a curated record.
CUUAAACAAGAAGUGAGAUUAGAAACUCAACACUGAUUGUGGCGCUUUGCUGUUUCCUUUUGGCUGGGGCUUUCAUCAGAUCAAGAGAGCACGAUUAGUUAAAAGAGAGAGAUGGCAAGUCAAGAACCAGUAAAGCAACUUGAGGAUUGCUCUGUCUCCAAUGCAUUGGGUACAUGGGUAUUCUCAGUAGCCGGAGCUUUGCUUGCAAUUCCAGUAGGGAUAAAACGGAAAUCUUUGGCACCCCUUGUAUUUUUUGGCACAACUGGGACAAUGCUUGAUAUUAUCAUGGGAAUCACAGCUUGCGAAAGAGAACAUGCAGAACGCCAAAUGAAACUAUUGGAAGCCCAAAAUUCUGCAACUGAUGCUUCGUUAGCUGAAACAGGAUCUGAGUCUUGAUAUGUUUAUGGCCAAGUUCCUCAUUUUUGAAUGCUGGCAGUUUGUUUUUCUUGCUUAACUGGAAAACACUGACUUUCUAAGCGUUUGAUUCUCCUCA